AUGAUAAAGAAAAAAGAUUUGACUGCUUCUAAUGCAGAGAAAUAUAAAAGCGAAUUUGAUAUAUUAAAGGAGAAUCAUAAAUUUCUUCGUUCUGAAGAAGAUGAAUCUGAAUUAACCUGGGAACAACGGCUCGCGAAGAAAUAUUAUGAUAAAUUGUUUAAAGAAUAUUGCAUAGCGGAAUUAAAAUAUUAUAAAGAAGGCAAGAUUGCAUUACGAUGGAGAACCGAAAAAGAGGUUAUAAUAGGCAAAGGACAAUUAACUUGUGCUUCAACAAGAUGUUCAGAAAAAGUUGAUCUAAAAUCUUGGGAAGUCAAUUUUGCAUAUGUAGAGGAUGGUGAAAAGAAAAAUGCAUUAGUAAAAAUUCGACUUUGCCCAACAUGCUCUUACAAAUUAAAUUAUAAUAAGGUUCACCAAGAAGUGGAUAAGGAAGGAACAUCAGAGAUUAAAGAUAGUGAACAAGAUAAGCAUGAAAAACGAAAAAGAAAAUCUUAUGAUAGUGCUAGUGACCAAGAACAAGAUAUCAAGAGCGAAGGUAGGCAGGAUGUAGCUGAUGGCAAGAAAAAAAAUCAAAUGUGGAGUAAAGAUGAAGAGUUUGAUAAAUAUUUCUCUGGAUCAUUCGAUUAG
Molecule: messenger RNA, 624 nt
Organism: Cetraspora pellucida
Lineage: Eukaryota; Fungi; Glomeromycota; Glomeromycetes; Diversisporales; Gigasporaceae
Source: the annotation of a GenBank genome assembly